Messenger RNA from Elephantulus edwardii (Cape elephant shrew), 804 nucleotides. RefSeq names its product 2-aminoethanethiol (cysteamine) dioxygenase (gene ADO). Gene Ontology annotation, cellular component: mitochondrion. Gene Ontology annotation, molecular function: oxidoreductase activity, acting on single donors with incorporation of molecular oxygen, incorporation of two atoms of oxygen. The transcript has a single exon. The record is from RefSeq and is a predicted model, not a curated record. NCBI's taxonomy places the organism in Eukaryota, Metazoa, Chordata, Mammalia, Macroscelidea, Macroscelididae. Bases 1 to 804 code for a protein of 267 amino acids.
AUGCCCCGAGACAACAUGGCUUCCCUGAUUCAACGGAUCGCCCGCCAGGCUUGCCUCACCUUCCGGGGUAGCGGGGGCGGCCGCAGCGCUUCCGAUCGGGGCGCGGCGCCAGGCCAGGAGGCGCCGCCGGGCUUCCCGGAGAACUUUAGCAAACUGAAGAGCCUGCUGACCCAGGUCCGUGCCGAGGACCUGAACAUCGCCCCGCGCAAGGCCACGCGGAAGCCACUGCCGCCCAACCUGCCGCCCGUCACCUACAUGCACAUCUACGAGACGGACGGCUUCAGCCUCGGCGUGUUCCUGCUCAAGAGCGGCACGUCCAUCCCGCUGCACGACCACCCGGGCAUGCACGGCAUGCUUAAGGUGCUCUACGGCACGGUGCGCAUCAGCUGCAUGGACAAGCUGGAGGCGGGCGGCGGGCAGCGGCCGCGGGCCCCGCCGCCCGAGCAGCAGUUCGAGCCGCCGCUGCAGCCCCGGGAGCGGGACGCCGUGCGGCCGGGCGUAUUGCGCUCCCGGGCCGAGUACACCGAAGCCAGCGGCCCCUGCGUCCUCACGCCGUAUCGGGACAACCUGCACCAGAUCGACGCAGUGGACGGGCCAGCCGCCUUCCUGGACAUCCUGGCCCCACCCUACAACCCCGACGACGGCCGGGACUGCCACUAUUACCGGGUGCUGGAGCCCAUCAGGCCCAAGGAGGCCGCCUCGGCUUCCGACCUUCCCCGAGAGGUAUGGCUCUUGGAGACCCCGCAGGCUGAUGACUUCUGGUGCGAGGGGGAGCCCUAUCCAGGCCCCAAAGUCUUCCCUUGA